This is a messenger RNA of Penicillium soppii, 1269 nucleotides long. Its product is annotated as fungal specific transcription factor domain-containing protein. The transcript has a single exon. The record is from RefSeq and is a predicted model, not a curated record. Lineage: Eukaryota; Fungi; Ascomycota; Eurotiomycetes; Eurotiales; Aspergillaceae. Gene Ontology annotation, molecular function: DNA binding; zinc ion binding. The coding region runs from base 1 to 1269 and encodes 422 amino acids. Gene Ontology annotation, biological process: DNA-templated transcription.
AUGGCUGGAGUUGCAGCCCGCUCGGCUAUUGCGCUAGGACUCAACCAACGUGCUAUUGGUGAUAAAAUCAACGCAAUCUCUAAGGAGACUCGCUGUCGCAUCUGGUGGUCGAUCUUUUCCUUAGAGCAUCAAGUCUCCGUUCUGACUGGCCGAGCUUCUUGUCUGGACUACCGCUCCUGUAGGGUAUAUCCUCCUUCUCCAAUUGAAAUUAAUUACAAUAGAGAGGGCAAACAUUAUGAUGGGCUUAUUGAUGAGGCCUGCAGCCGAGAGUCUCUCCAUUGGACCCUCCACGGAACCCAAAUACAACUGCAACACCGCCUAGAGUGGUUCCAAAGUCUCAAGCCAACCAGAUUUCUUUAUUUCUUCCACCUGAUUGAUCUACAAAUGAUCGCUCAUGCUGUCCUCAAUCAAAUAUACAGCGCGGACGUCUAUCGUGACGGAUGGGAGGAAAUCACUAUCCGAAUGUCCAGUCUCGAAAUGAAAUACGAUCUAUGGCUACGCGACCUUAGAAGGCCAUUCAAUUUUAUGGCCGCAAAUGGCGCAUUUCGAGCGGAAGAGCUAUCUCAGGACCAAUUAGCCCUUGCUUUGAACUACUUUAGUUCAAAAAUUAUCCUACACAGGCCUUGUCAGGCUCCCUUAAAGUUAGGUGAAGUUGAAAAUCAAGUUCCACGGUCCAGUUAUCGCCAAAAAGGGGCUUUGUCUUGUUUGCGCGCUGCUUUAGCGGUAAUAUCUACAUUGCCCGAGAAGCCUGACAUGGAGUGGCUAUACAAAAUGAUGCCGUGGCUAAACAUUCUGCAUUUCAUAGUGCAGGCAGUGGCUGUGCUUCUUAUUCAUAUUACCAUGACCGGUUCCUGGGAAAAGAACGCCGUCAGCCUUAACUGCCCAGAAAAUGAGACAGCGGAAUCGUUUGGGCCCACAGUUACCGAAACCUUCCUUGCAAUAAAAAAGGCCAUGUGUUGGAUUGUGGAAAAGGCCAAUAAAGAUUGCAGUGCUCAACGUGCCCUCAACAUUUGCACAAAGGUUGUCCACCAGUUUGACCCAACCAAUGGCUGGGGCCUUACUGAUAUGCAUUUCCUUCCACGGCCAAACGUCGAAGGCGGGGCUUCUGCCAACUUACUUUCUCUGUUUCCGAUCUCGACAGAACAGUAUUCAAGUACUGAAUGGGGCCCUGACGGGGAGAAGCAUGAGUCCGCAGGAGAGGAAACACCGUUAUUGUCACUGGACCCGAUGUUGUUGGCUACCAGCUACCUUGAUCUCAACAUGAUAUGA